Messenger RNA from Monopterus albus (swamp eel), 1476 nucleotides. RefSeq names its product annexin A3b (gene anxa3b). NCBI's taxonomy places the organism in Eukaryota, Metazoa, Chordata, Actinopteri, Synbranchiformes, Synbranchidae. The record is from RefSeq and is a predicted model, not a curated record. Gene Ontology annotation, cellular component: vesicle membrane; plasma membrane; cytoplasm. The coding region runs from base 149 to 1165 and encodes 338 amino acids. The transcript has 14 exons. Gene Ontology annotation, molecular function: phosphatidylserine binding; phospholipase inhibitor activity; calcium-dependent phospholipid binding.
AUGUGAUCUCAACGUGAAGGUGUUUGUGAAUUAUAGGACCGCCUUAAACAACUGUUUUCCUAUUUCUCGGUUCCUCUGCCUCUUUCUCACGUUAUUUUCCCUGCUCCGGGAAUAUGUAGCCUCGUCUGGGAUUUAUAGACCUACAACAAUGUCUGCGUGGGAUGACUUGGAACUGCUGUUAGACUCCCCCUCCUCAUUGACUGUGACAUCCAAUGCAAGAGGAACUGUAAAAGACAAGCCUAACUUCAAAGUGGAGGAAGAUGUGUCUGCACUAAGGAAGGCCAUAGAAGGCCUUGGUACAACAGAAAAAACACUAGUUGAAGUGAUGACCCAGAGAAGUAAUGCUCAGCGUCAGCUUAUUGCCAAGGCUUAUGAGAAGGCCACAGGAAGGAAAUUAGUAAGUGACCUGAUGGGUGACACCCAUGGAGACUUUGAGGACGUGUUAGUAGCGUUGGCAUCACCGCUUGCUGUCUACGAAUGUCAUGAAGUCAUGAAAGCCAUCAAGGGUGCAGGGACUACAGAGAGCAUCCUAACCGAAAUCUUUGCCUCAAGAUCCAACAAACAGAUCAUCGCCAUGUCUGAGGCAUAUCUGGCAGAAACGGGAAGAUCACUGAUCUAUGAUCUUAAGUCGGAGGUAUCUGGAGAUUAUGGCAAAGCACUGCUCACCUUGGCUGAGGGUAAGAGAGAUGAGAGCACCAAUGUGGACAAUAACAAAGCUAAAGCAGAUGCUAAGGCUCUGUAUGAAGCAGGAGAGAAGAAGUGGGGUACUGAUGAGGCCAAGUUUAUUGACAUCUUGUGCCACAGGAGUGUUCCCCAACUUCGACAGACCAUGGUCGAGUACAAGAAUAUUAGCAAGAAGAGUCUGCAGGAGAGCAUUGAGAGUGAGAUGUCUGGAACCCUGGAGGACCUACUAGUGGCCGUAGUUAAGUGUGUGAAGAGCACUCCUGCAUACUUCGCUGAGAAGCUUUUCAAGGCCAUGAAGGGUCUGGGGACCACAGAGUCCAUUCUGACCAGGAUACUGGUCAGUCGCUCAGAGAUUGACUUGUUGGACAUCAAAGCUGAGUACAAGAAGCUGUCUGGAUCUUCCCUCUACUCCCAGUUACAGUCUGAAGUGUCAGGUAGUUACGGUGACAUCCUCAAGCGGCUCUGUGGCCAAGACGAUUAACUCCUCCCAAAAGAGAAACAUCGUGUGAAGUACAGCUCCCCAUACAAUGACCACUCACUGACCUUUUAUUAUUUUCAUAUGGUUUCAUUUGCUUUAAAUGUAAUGCCUGAAACUAUGCAGAAGUGCUUUUUCAAUGUAGAAUUCCACUAAUGUUUAACCAUACACGGAUAUAAUUCACACCAAGACAUAUGAAGAUACUGUUUAAAAUGCUUUGUAUUCCAUGAAACAGUUAUUAGCCACACAUUCAUUACUUAUAUUGUAACACAAAUAACUGUCAUGACUUUCACACUUAAAAUAAAAGCUAUAAUCUA